GCGGCCUCGGCCUGGCCCGGUGUCAUGGCGGCGACGGUGGAGCCCAGCCCGCUCCCGCCCGUCACCCGCACUCCGGAGGUCGACCCUGCGGCCUCCGAGGUAGCCAGCAGCGCCCUGCGCUCUCUGGCUGGGCUGGCGGGGCAGCUUAAUCUCGGAGAGGAUAUUGUGAAAGUUGUAAUCGAUUGGAACAAGCUUCAGAGCACAUCAGCACUUCAGCCAGCCUUGCUCUUUAGUGCACUUCAGCAGCAUAUUUUAUGUUUACAGCCUCUCUUAGAAAAACUCCAGUCAUUGAUCAAAGAGGAAAAUAUAGGCCAUGUUGAACCUGCAGGUAAAACAGAAAGCCAAACAAGUUCAGAAAUUUAUGAUGGUAAUAGUCAGACUGAAGAAAAAUAUGGAAGUUAUGACUCGAGAGAUCUGAAGGAUGCUCAUUUUAAUUUUGAUCCAGAAGUGGUCCAAAUAAAAGCUGGAAAAGCAGAAAUUGACAGGCGGAUAUCAGCCUUCAUCGAGAGGAAACAAGCUGAGAUCAAUGAAAAUAAUGUCAGGGAAUUUUGCAAUGUUAUUGAUUGUAAUCAAGAAAAUAGCUGUGCCAGAACAGAUGCAAUUUUCACACCCUAUCCUGGAUUUAAAAGUCAUAUAAAGGUUUCUAGGGUAGUAAAUACAUAUGGACCUCAGACUAGAUCUGAAGGAAUGCAUGGGUCCAGUCACAAAGCCAGUGUACCCAUGCAUGAUUGUGGAAACCAAGCUGUUGAGGAGAGAUUGCAAAACAUUGAAGCCCACUUACGAUUACAAACAGGUGGUCCAGUACCAAGAGACAUUUAUCAGAGAAUUAAGAAGCUUGAAGAUAAGAUUCUUGAGCUGGAAGGACUGUCUCCUGAAUAUUUUCAAUCUGUAAGCUGUUCUGGCAAGAGGAGAAAGGUUCAGUCUCCCCAUCAGAGCUAUUCACUGGCUGAACUUGAUGAAAAGAUCAAUGCUAUAAAACAGGCAUUACUGAGGAAAACAAAAGAAAGCAAGUUCAAGGAGGCUGAGCAGCUUCUUCGAUAAAAGUGUUUUCAGAAUCCUCGUCAUGAUUUACACAUACCUGAACCAUAGACCUGAGUAGUGUUCAUCAGAGAUGACUAGCAAUGAAGACAAAGCAUGCAUAUAUGCUUCUUUUGGAUGAUCUUGAAAGCUUUCUUUCAGAGUAACUUGUUUAAAAGCAGCCUUAUUAAUGAAAUAGUUACUUUUAAAUGAAGAAUGUUUCAGGAAUGUCAUUCUGAUAAUCCGUACCCUUCUGUUAUAAAGGAGGACUGCAGCAUUGUUUGUAUGUGAAAAGUCUUAACCUGCACUCAAAAGCUACAUCUCACGUGUAAGUCUUGGUGACUAAGUAUUCAAAAGAACUAUCUUUUGGAUACUGUUUGCACAGACUUGUGAAAUUAAAUUGAAUACUUCCUCAAAAAUAAACUGACUUUGGGAAAAAAUUGCCAUAGUCUUGCAGAAUGUAUGCUUACCUGUGGGUUUUUUCUGUAUUUGUCACUGUUUUCACAGCUGUUAGAAAUGCAGAAAACUGCAUUUCUGUGUGACAGAAAUGUUUAUGGAAAUCUUAUAUGUGUAAAUAAAAACAACUGUUCUUCACUUCUUCAGUAUCUUGUGGGAAUUCAAAUUUCAUAACCUGUUCACAAGCAAUGUAUUCCAAAAACCUUCCCAGAGGAGAUUUUGAGAAGCAUGCCAGCAAGGCACCAACUUCCCUUCCAUAUGCAUGCUUACAUGACUUUUGAAGCAUGGAUGCUAGCUUAGAGUCUGACCUUUCACCAGACAGUGAAGUGAGAUUGUGUUGUGACUUAUAAUUUGGUUUUGUUUGCUUGUUUUUUAAUAAACCAUUUUCUAUUUAU
Molecule: messenger RNA, 1868 nt
Organism: Sturnus vulgaris (Common starling)
Lineage: Eukaryota; Metazoa; Chordata; Aves; Passeriformes; Sturnidae
Gene: MBIP
Product: MAP3K12 binding inhibitory protein 1
Source: RefSeq, a predicted model, not a curated record